Molecule: messenger RNA, 3943 nt
Organism: Pseudophryne corroboree (corroboree frog)
Lineage: Eukaryota; Metazoa; Chordata; Amphibia; Anura; Myobatrachidae
Gene: OTULIN
Product: OTU deubiquitinase with linear linkage specificity
Exons: 11
Coding region: 215-1969 (584 amino acids)
Biological process (GO): negative regulation of inflammatory response; protein linear deubiquitination; innate immune response
Cellular component (GO): cytoplasm
Molecular function (GO): cysteine-type deubiquitinase activity
Source: RefSeq, a predicted model, not a curated record
CUGGGAUAGUAUAAUGAAAUCACUCUCGGCAUGUAUCCUGAAAAACACAUAUAGCCAUCCUGCAGAAAUGGACUGAAGACUGAAUUUUAAAGGUUGCUACCAAGAUUUUUAGUGCUCCAAAUUAAAACUACAGUACAGUAUGUGGAUUGCUGUGCAAAAACAUAAAGGAAUACCAACAUCUAAAUAUAACCUUGGCGACAGGUGAUCAGGAAUAAUGGGAUGUUUAUGCUCUGUCUGCAUCUGUAAUCACUUUUUAUGUUGGAAUAAACAUACUGGAAAACGGCUAAGAAGGAGUACUGUUUUCUCUUGCUGCACUAAACGGAAAUACAACACAAAUGACUUUGUCACAAGUGACUCGAUUCUGCAGAGACAAAUGAAGCAGACAACGGAAGACACACAUUUUAUAAGCAAACAGGAGGCAUCCAUAACACUGACAGAGGAAGUAGAUUGUUCCCCUGAAAGCUCGCAGCAGCUGGAACCGGAGAUUCUGAACUGUGCUGCAGAUUUGUCGUUUUAUAAAAGGACUAAUACCUUACUUUCUGCUAGUAACAAUGGACAGGAUAUAGAAAAUGGAGAAAAGCCUGGUGAUUUCCUGGACACACAAGACAUUUCUACUGACCACUUUCAAGGAAUAAUGGCCUCUGGCCCCCUGAAUGCUACUCUUGUGAAUCAGAUUACAAAGAGGUCAUCUGGAGAAUGGACCCCUCCAGGUGAUGAGAACACAGACAUGGGAAGCCUAAUUGACUGCAGCAAGAGGUCCAAGUUGCUUCAGGAUUCCCACCCUCACGUGAUUGCUGGUGAUGGAACUGUAAGUGGCUGUGAUUCAAGCAGUGAGCAAACACAUUUGUCAGAGGUUUCGGCAGCUGUAAAUAGCUGUACAGACUCCAGAGAUGAUGAAAUAAGCGAUAUGGCAUAUGCACCAAGUCAUGUGUCUCAGCACCCAGAACAUAACACCACAGAGGUUCCAAAUGCCGUUGAUGGGAUCAGCAGUUCGGAAACUACUCAAAGAACAAAUACCAAGGAGAUUGUGGUUCAUUCAUGUGCAUUAGAAAAAGACUUGUCCCUGGACACGGAUGAAGACCUUUAUCGUGAUGAAGAGGAAAUUGAAAAAGAAAAGAUACAGAAAGUAGCUGCUACAAUUGAAAAAGAUGCUCUUAAACUAGGAGUGGAACCAGAAGUUGACAUUAUAGAGUAUUGUCAAAGGGAGUGGAGAGGCACAACAACAGUAGCACAAAAAAUGAAGGAGGGCUAUGAAGAAGUGUCCCACUUUUUUUGUUCAAUAAGACGAGUGAGAGGAGAUAAUUACUGUGCCUUAAGAGCCACAUUAUUCCAGUGCCUUAGUCAGACUACAAAGCUUCCGCAGUGGCUGAAUGAUGACCAUUUAAUUGAAUUGCCUGAAAAGCUUAUUAAGAAGUAUGACUGGAUUAUGUCAUGGAGAUUCAGGCAUUCGUAUGGGAACAAAAAAACUUGGGUGCGGAUAAAGACAUUUCUGGAAUUACUUAAGAAAAAGUGGGCUGAAUUGAGCGAAAUGAAGACCCCAGAUAAAAAGCAGGCCGCGUGUGAUGAGAUCUUCCAGAAUGAAGAGGAGUAUGCUUUGUAUGAGGCAGUGAAGUUCUUAAUGCUAAAAACGGCUAUUGACUUAUAUAAUGCUAAUGCGUACGGCAAAGAAGUGCCAGUCUUCUCUUGGCUGCUGUUUGCUAGGAACACUUCUAGUAAUCCUUGUGAUUUUAUGAAGAAUCAUUUAAAUCAAGUUGGGCACUCUGGAGGCCUUGAGCAGGUUGAAAUGUUUCUGCUCGGAUAUGCAUUGCAGCACACCAUCAAAGUGUACAGACUGUACAAAUAUGGAACAGAUGAAUUUAUUACACAAUAUCCUGAUGACCAGGCAAACUGGCCUGUUGUAACUCUUAUAACUGAGGAUGACCGACAUUACAAUGUCCCUGUUAGAGUGUGUGAGGAGACAAGCUUAUAAAUAACUCUUUCCCCCGAACUCUUUAUGAAAACGUUCUAUUACUGCCAUGGCUUAUAUUUGUACUAUUGCUGUGCAACUGAAGCUUCCUCAUAUCUGGCCAAUUAGUCCUUUUUUUUUCUUUCUUUUUUUUUAUGAACAGUCCUAACCUGAUUACAGAUUUUUAACAUGUGCUUGAGCCGUUGCUCAUAAGCCCACAUGGAAACUGCACAAAUUAUAUAGGUGGAGGUUGCUUAAAUUGCCUGGUUAAUGCAAAUUGUUUUGCAUCCUGAAUGUUUAUUCUGUAAGUUUAAAAGUUAAGAGAGGUCUACAGUUUCCAGCAAGUAUUGUGGAUUGCCAGACUAUCUAUUGGUCACUAUUUUGGGAUAAAUAGACAAACUAACAUUUUAUGCUUUUGGAAACGUAAAGAACCACCAUACCUAAAAAGGCCCAUUCCACUGUCACAUACAGGACAUUUCUACACAUUUUCACAUACUGUAUCAAUUUUUGUUAAACCUUAACACGAGAAAGUUUUAUUUAAAAAAAAGAUAGAUGCAGUAUCAAAGUGCCUAACUAAACUUAUUUUUAGGUAGACAAAGUGCUCUGUUACACCAAGAACAAUAUCACAAAAUGUAGCUGACACGUAUGGGACAAGCCAAGUUCCCCAACAGUUUUGUAAAGGAAACUUCUACUUGAUAAUUCCCCUCAACUCCAAAUUAGGAACCUGUGUUGUUUUUUUGUUUUUUUUAACUUAUGCGAAGGAAAUAUCAUUUUGUAUGCCAACCUUGAAAUUGCAAAGAUACACAGCUACAGAUUUAUUUAUUUAUUUUAUUUAGUGUCACGUAUGGGACAUUUCUACUACUUUUCAUGGAAUGGCCCAAAAGAUCAUACAAUUUGUUUAUAGAUAACAAAACUUUGGCAGCCGUAUUUACUAUACAUGCAGCUUUUUUAGUAGAUUAUUAGAAAUACAGUAUUUUUGAAGAAAGUUUGAUCAGGGGCGAAGAAAUUAUUUCUUAUUUACUGAAGACAUAACAGGGACCCUUUUUGGGUGACAACAGAUGGCAGUUGCUUACAGUAUAUUUACUAACCAGCAGGUUGUCAUAUCCAUCAAUCAUCGCCAACUUUGAUCUAUAUUAGUGGUUCUCAAACUGUGUGCCUAGGCAAUUAUUUAUGGCCAAUGUAUUAGGUAAAACCAGUGCUGGUGACUGUCAAUCCUAAAAUAUGUGGACAAAUAGAAGCAAAUCUUGUCCCCCACCACCCAACUGAACUUAAGGAUGACCUAUAAACACAAUACUGCAUACUUAAUUUAAUACUUCUUUCUAAAUUUCUCAAUAGAAACUUUUGGCCUAGGGGUGUAGUGAAAAAAAAGUCUGAUACUUUAAGGUAGUAAUUCUCAAACUCUGUCCUCAAGCACCCCCAACGGUUCAUGUUUUCCAGGUCACGUAGCAGUUGAACAGGUGUAUUCAUUACUCACUGAUGCAUUAUAAAAGACCCACAGGUGGAGCAAAUUAUUUCACUUACAAUCCUGUGAGGAGACCUGGAAAACAUGAACUCUCGGAGGUACUUGAGGACAGAGGUUGAGAACCACUGCUCUAGGGCGCCAUGAUUCAUAAAAGUUUGAGAACCACUAAUCUAUAGACUUAAAAAGGCAGUAAAAAUACAUGCUUGAUAAGGCUUCUUUAGCAUUUUUUUCUGUUGCCUUUUUAACUAUCCUUCAAAGCCACCGAUGAGCUGCCACUGGUUAGUAAAUAUACCCCAAGGUUCAUACAGUGUCAAAACUCUCCGGCUAAAUUAAUAUUUGCAUACAGCGAAUUGGGGCUUUUUCAAAAUGGCUUUCAAUAUUUAGUUAAUUUUUUGUAUUACAGUAGAUUUGGUGGUUUUUACAGCCAGCAAACUGUUGAUUACAAUUUCAGUUGUUUAAUGAUUCUUUUAUCUUUUCUAUGACUAAAAAUGUGGAUGACCUGAGAAGUUUCAUUAAAUGGUAAAAAGUUUCAAAUA